This is a messenger RNA of Ascoidea rubescens DSM 1968, 1755 nucleotides long. It is a transcript of the gene KEX2, whose product is annotated as kexin KEX2. Gene Ontology annotation, cellular component: trans-Golgi network; Golgi membrane. The coding region runs from base 1 to 1755 and encodes 584 amino acids. The record is from RefSeq and is a predicted model, not a curated record. The transcript has 3 exons. Gene Ontology annotation, molecular function: serine-type endopeptidase activity. Lineage: Eukaryota; Fungi; Ascomycota; Saccharomycetes; Ascoideales; Ascoideaceae. Gene Ontology annotation, biological process: protein processing.
AUGCAAAACAAAGAGAAAAAGAAUAUUAAUGAUCCCGAGUUCCCAAACCAAUGGCAUUUAUUUAAUAAAUAUUAUCCCCAAAGAGAUCUCAAUGUCACAGGAUUAUGGUAUGAAAAUAUAACAGGAAGUGGGAUAGUUACUGCUAUAAUCGAUGACGGAAUCGACUAUAAUUCAAUUGAUUUGAAAAACAGCUAUUGCAAAGAGGGAUCCUGGGACUUUAAUUCGAAUUCUGAUUCACCAUUGCCAAAAUUAUACAAUGAUUAUCAUGGUACAAGAUGUGCAGGAGAAAUCGCUGCUAGCAAAAAUGAUGGCUUUUGUGGAGUUGGAAUUGCUUAUGAUUCAAAAGUCUCUGGAAUAAGAAUUUUAUCUGGAGAAAUUACAAACGAAGAUGAAGCCGUAGCGUUAAUUUAUCGGUUGGAUAUCAACGACAUUUACUCAUGUUCAUGGGGACCAAAUGAUAAUGGACAAUUACUUGAAGGACCAGAUAAAUUGGUUAAAGAGGCAUUGAUUAAAGGUGUAACUGAAGGUAGAAAUAAUAAAGGUGCUAUUUAUGUAUGGGCCAGUGGAAAUGGUGGAAAAAAUGGAGACAAUUGUAACUAUGAUGGAUAUACAAAUAGCAUUUACUCAAUAACAGUUGGCGCAAUUGAUUAUACAGAUUAUCAUUCCAGCUAUUCUGAGGCAUGUUCUGCGGUACUAAUCUCAACGUAUUCAUCAGGAUUUGGAAAAAAUAUAUAUACGACAGAUAUUAAUGGAAAAUGCACCAAUAAACAUAGUGGAACAUCAGCAGCAGCACCAUUGGCAGCGGGUGUUUAUGCGUUGUUGCUAAGUUAUAAACCACAGCUAACAUGGAGAGAUGUUCAGUAUUUGACAAUAUUAUCAUCAGUCGAAGUUGAUAUCAAAGACAAGAGCUGGAAAAAAAGUUUUAUUUACAAUAAAAGAUAUUCUCAUGUUUAUGGAUAUGGUAAAAUUGAUUCAUACAAAUUAAUUGAAUUGAGUAAAAAUUGGAAGAAUGUCAAGCCUCAAAGCUGGUAUUAUUUGCAAGUAUAUGAUAUCAAUGAAGGUAUUAACGAAAAUGAUGAUAUUGAUAAUAUUAAAAGUAGAUUUCAAAGUCAAAAAGAUACAAUUGUCAAAAAAAACUUUAAACUAUUUGUUGAUGAAAAAGAAUUGAGAUUAAAUAAUUUUGAAAGGAUAGAACAUGUUAAUUUAAUUAUUAAUUUGGACGCAUCUAUUCGUGGUAAAGUUGAAAUAAAUUUAAUAUCGCCCAAUGGCAUCAAGUCAGAGUUAGGAGUUCAAAGACCACACGAUAAAUCUAAUGAAGGAUUUCGAAAUUGGUCAUUUAUGUCAGUUGCACAUUGGAAUGAAAGUGGUCAUGGAGAGUGGAUAGUUGAAGUUGUUAAUUAUGACAAUGAAAAUAAUAACGUAUUUUUAAAAAAUAUUCAAUUGAAAUUAUUUGGUGAAUCAAUUCACUCAAAUAAAGCGCAAAAUUUUGGAGAGUUUAGCAUGAAUGUGGUUUUAAUCAUGUCUUUGAUUUCAUUAGGUGGUUUUUCUGUUUUGGGGAUGUUUUACUGUUUGUUUGGCUUUAAAUAUGAGAUAGCCACUGAGUCUGAAUUUGCGCUAUUGGAAAACAAAGACAGUGAAAGCGAAGAAGAAGAAGAAGAAGAAGCAAUCUCGAAAGAUACAGUAGAAGCACCUCGGAAUGGGAUUGGAAUGCUGCAAGAAGAGAGUCCAAAAAAUGUCAGUUCUUCCGGCAAUUGA